Messenger RNA from Seminavis robusta, 795 nucleotides. Lineage: Eukaryota; Bacillariophyta; Bacillariophyceae; Naviculales; Naviculaceae. The record is from the annotation of a GenBank genome assembly.
AUGCCUGGUCCACCGCAUCCAACACAAAUCGAGCCUCUCAAGAGAUUGACCAAGAUCGUCAAUGCGUUCUUGUCGAGAGACGAUAUCGGACCCUUUCGAGAGCCGGUGGAUUGGCGAGGGUUGGGCUUGGAUGAUUACCCCAAGAUUGUCAAGAAGAUGAUGGAUCUGGGGACCGUCAAGCGCAAGCUGGAGCGCAACCAGUAUUUCUCCGCGACCGAAUGUGCCAACGACAUUCGUCUCAUCUGGUCUAAUUGCAUGGCCUACAAUGCCGAUCAAAGUGAUUUCUGGCUGCUGGCCAAGUCCUUUCAGAGACGCUUUGAGGAUCGGUAUCGUAAGAUCCGACAAGAAAUGGACUGUGGAGCAGACUUGAAGGAUGGUGAUGAGUCCGUUCCCGAUGCUCCUCCAUCCUCCACAUCGAAAUCUGGGUCCAGUGCCAAAGAUCGGUCAGCACCCGCCGCCGUGCCUAGCAGCCCCGAUAAGCCAGUUCCCUUGGAUGCUCGUGCCCGCUUUGGAGCUAAUUUGUUUCUUCUCUCGGGUGUCGAACUGGCCCAUGUCAUUAUGAAAUUGGAACAGGAAUGCCCUCAUGUGUUGGAGCACCUUAGUGAUGAAGUCGUGACAGAUGAAACCACGCCAGGGGCAGAGCCAGCCUUUGCUCCCAAGCUGGAAAUCAAUGUGGAUGCUAUUGAUGCUCAAUUGUUCACGGAACUCUCCAACUUUGUGGAAGAAAGAGUAGGAUCCAAGGGAUUCACCGAACCGGAAGAAGCACCACCUCGGUCCAAGAAGAAAAGGAGAUAA